This is a messenger RNA of Physcomitrium patens, 1627 nucleotides long. RefSeq names its product origin of replication complex subunit 2. Gene Ontology annotation, molecular function: DNA replication origin binding. NCBI's taxonomy places the organism in Eukaryota, Viridiplantae, Streptophyta, Bryopsida, Funariales, Funariaceae. Gene Ontology annotation, biological process: DNA replication. The record is from RefSeq and is a predicted model, not a curated record. Gene Ontology annotation, cellular component: nuclear origin of replication recognition complex; nucleus.
UGCACGCUCCUCCUCUACACACACACACACUCGAAUCCAUCGCAAUCGCAAUGCCUCAAUGCAAUCGAAGUCGCUAACCUGAGUCUGGGAUGCGUUAGCGAGCUUUUGAGUCCAGGAAAGUAUUUGGGUAGUUUGGAUCAGGGUAAAAGCGUGCAUGCGUUGAAGAGACGAGUGCGAAGGAAUUUGAGGUUUAGGUUGGAUCAAAGGGUAUGGACGGCCGGAGGGGGUGCAAGAGAGCCAGCGUCACAGACGACGAGGAGCAAACUCCAAAGAAGAAGCGAGGUCGCCCACCUGGGAGCCGGAAAUCUCUUGCUGCCGAGCAAACACCUGAGAAAUCUGUUUCGGCGAAUCAAACGCCGUCAAAAACGCCCAAGGUUGUGAGUUUUUUGGAGACGUUGGAUGAAAUUGGAGAGGCGGCUCCGCAUGCUACUCCGCAGAGUUUCUUUCGGGUGAAAGAAGGGAGUGGGGUUGGGAAACGAGUUGCCAACAAAAUUGCGGAUAUUGGAAUUGUAGAUGAGCAGGAGCUUCGAGAUGCAAUAGUAAAACUACCUCAAAAGCAUGAGAAGGAGCAAGCUGCACUUCUGGAGGGCUAUCGUGCCUUCUACCACAAGUGGUACUUUCAACUGAGUUGUGGAUUUGGGCUUCUGAUGUAUGGGUUUGGCUCCAAAAAGAAAUUGUUGGAAGAUUUCGCCAGUACAGAACUGAGGGAUGGUGCUGCCGUCGUCGUUAACGGAUACCUUUCGAAUGUAAAUAUAAAACAUGUGGUACAUACAGUAGUGAAUGCUGUAUGGGAGGCAAGGAAGAAGGGAAAACCGAGUAACAAGGUGAAACAAGAUGCACCGGCCAGUUCGAACAGUUUGGUGGAUCUCCUGGAAUUUUUGACCGACGACGAUGAUUCGACUCAUAUUUAUGUCGUUGUCCAUAACAUUGAUGGGCCAGGUUUAAGAGAUGAUGAUGUGCAACAAACUCUUGCAAGUCUCGCAAGUUGUAAGCAUGUCCGUUUGGUGGCCUCCAUUGAUAACAUAAAUGCCCCAAUCCUCUGGGACAAGCACAUGGCCCGCAACCAGUUCAAGUGGUUGUGGUUACACACUCCAACUUACGCGACUUACAAAGUAGAGGGAACAUGCGUGCCACUUCUGUUGACUGCUGGAGCUGCCACCAAAAGUGCUCGAAGUGCUAUACUUGUGCUACGAAGUUUAACUCCCAAUGCACAGAGUGUCUUUCGAGUGCUUGGGGAGUUUCAGAUUAGUCAUCCUGAUGAUCAAGGACUUCCUUUGAAUCGGCUUUACACAGCAUGCAGAGAGCAGUUCUUAGUGAGUAGUGAAGUGACUUUGCGUGCCCAUCUUACUGAAUUUAAGGACCAUGAGCUUGUAAAGUUUCGACGAGGCGUAGACGGACAAGACUGCAUUUAUGUGCCUUUGCCUAUUGAUGCUCUUACGAAGCUUCUGGAAGAUAUUACCAGUUAGGGUCAUGAUCUUGUACACUUCAACUUGACACAAUUAUUGGUCCAAGUAAUUCCAGAGGGGGAUGCAUCAUCUUAGUUUCUAAUGACACUCUUCGUUAUUUGUACACAUUGUUUAUUAUCGAUUUUGAUUUUAACGAUACUAACAAGUUUAACUUCAUUGCA